AUGGAAGGCGCGGCGCAAACAUUUCUGAGCAACGCCGGGCAGCUGCUGAGUUCAGAGUACCAGCAGCUCAGUGGCGUCGGCGGCCAAGUUGUUGAGCUGCGGGACGAGCUAGACGCCAUCAAUGCUCUCCUCAUCAUGCAGUCCGAGGCAGAGGAUGGGGCCGUGGACCGCUUCCUGCAGGUGUGCAUGAGGCAGCUGGGCGAGGUUGCCUACGACGCGGAGGACUGCCUCGACCUUUACACCCUGCGCAUCAGGUCCCGGCCCACUGACGGCGUGUGCGCCUGGCUGGGACGCCUGCUCGGGACGCUCCCGUCUCGCCGCCGCCUCGCCUGUGAGAUCAGAGCCCUUCGCGCCCGCACCCUCGCCAUCAGCGAGUGCCAGGCGCGGUUCGGCGUCAACCGUGACGCGCUGCGCCGCUCCCCUCCUCUGCUACCCGCCCCCAUGACAGUGUCCGCUCCAGCUAACGACGCCGACCGCCGCCACCGACUGGUCGGCAUCGCGGAGCAGGCUGAUAAACUGGCUGCACGGCUGAAGGCGCCGGUUGGCGACGAGGGUGAACGCAAGGCCGUUUUCUCCAUCGUGGGGUUCGGCGGCCUUGGCAAGACGACGCUGGCCAUGGAGGUGUGCCGGCGGCUAGAAGCGGAGUUCCCGUGGCAGGGGAUGGUGUCCGUGUCUCAGGCGUUCGAGCUGAGCAGGGACCUCAAGGUGUUGCUCACGAACCUUCUUCGGCAGGUCGCGAAGCCCGAAACAGCUGACGACAGGGGCAUCAAGGAAGAGGCUGCCCUGGGUGCAAUCGACGACCUGGAUGGCAACGGGCUAGCCAAAAGACUCGAGGAGCUUCUCGUGGACAAAAGGUACCUCAUAGUGAUUGACGAUGUUUGGAGUGUGCGAGCAUGGGAGGCAAUCCAAUCCAAGCUACCAGAGAACAACAAGGGUAGUAGAAUCAUCUUGACCACUCGGAUAGAAACAGUGGCCAAUGCAUGCAGUCCUGCUAGUUUUAGUGGCCUUUGCAUUCAUAAAAUGGAACCCCUUAAGCUUGAAGAUUCCAAGAAGUUGUUUGUCAGUAGAGUGUUUGGCUCCAUGGAUGUCGCUUACCCCAAGGAGUUUGAAGAUGUAAUGAGUGACAUCUUGAAAAAAUGCGGUGGGCUACCAUUGGCCAUUAUCAGCAUUGCUAGUGUUUUGGUAGGGUACAAAUCACCAGGAGGCAAAGAUAAGUGGGAUAGAGUAUGCAAAUCACUUGGUUCUCAAAUGGAGAUCCACCCUACCCUUGAGGGGAUGAAGCAUAUAGUCACACUUAGCUACAAUCACCUCCCACAUGAGCUCAAGGGUUGCAUGAUGUACUUUAGCAUUUUUCCAGAGGACUAUGUGAUCAGAAAGGGGCGACUAUUGAACAGAUGGAUGGCUGAAGGAUUGGUUCACCAAAAGCGGGGGUUGACCAUGUGGGAGGUUGCAGAGUCUUACUUGGACGAACUCUUGAGUAGGAACAUGAUUGAAGAAGCAGGCCAUUUGGGUGGUUAUGCCUGGAUGGAGCAAACAUACAGGGUGCAUGACAUGCUUCUUGAGGUCAUGGUGUCCAAGUCCUUGGAAGCUAACUUUCUUAGCCUGCAUGGAGGGCAGUAUAAGGGGAUGUUGUAUGACAAGAUCCGUCGCCUCUCCAUCCAUGCGGACGUAGAAAGUGUAGAUUCUGUAGCAAAGAGAAAUGUUGAAGGCCGCCGAGGUGAGGAUAAUUUGAACAUACAACAUGUUCGAUCACUGAGCAUGUUCCAGCUCCAUGGGCAACACAAGCUCCUAAAAACGCUAGGCAACUUCGUCCUCUUGAGGGUGCUUGACCUAGAAGACUGUGAGGGAGUAACAAACAAGCAUGUAAGGUACGCCUGCAAUCUGUGCCUACUUAGGUUCCUAAGCUUGAGGGCCACAAACAUAAGCAAGGUGCCUAGGCAGAUCGGGAAUCUAGAGCAUUUACAGACGCUUGAUCUGGCUUACACGCUUCUUACUAAGCUACCAGAAACAAUCACAAAGCUAGAGAAACUCGAGGACAUACGGUUCUGCAACAAGGAUCUUUGGGGUACUAUGUGGACUAUGCCCCGAGGAAUAAACAAAAUGAAGGCUCUACAUGUGCUGCGUAGGGUAUCUCUUGGGAAUGACUCUAAAGUUGCCCAAGAGGUAGGUGAACUUGAGGAACUAGAAGAGUUAGACUUAUCCAUCGACAUCAACAAGGCCAUUGAUGAGGAGGUUCUCAAAGAACUUGCUCUGUCCAUAAGUAAGAUGCACUCCCUGCGGUGGCUCAGUAUCGGACGAUAUGUACGUAGUAAUGAUGGUGGCAAGAUACUAAACUUUCUCCAUCACCUACCAACACCACCACGACUCCUCCAAAACCUUUGGAUCAGAGGUGACAUUGCCAAUGGGUUGCCUAGCUGGAUCGGGUCACUCGCACAUCUUGUUAGUUUUACUACUAUGAUUACAACCGUUACUGAUGUUGAGCUCUUUGGUGUCCUGUGUAUGCUGCCCAACCUGAAGACAUUGUACGUGACUUGGAACUGCUACAGCGGGGAUGAGCUGGUUGCAUGCACCAUCCACAAAUUUCCGGUGCUCAGGGACCUGAUACUUGGAGGUUAUCUACCCAAAGUUAUUCGGUUUGAGGAAGAAUCGAUGGCAAUGCUUGAGAUGCUUAAACUUUGCUUUGACUAUAGGUCCAGACACGUGGCGGAGAGGAGCAUCGUUGGCAUUGAACACUUGACCAACCUGAAAAAUGUUAUGCUCGACUGUCGAGGUGACUAUCAUGCACUAGUCGACACAAUAUAUAGGCUUGAUCAGAUGAAGGCUGAGAAUGAUAGGCGCUCGAGGUCCAACCAAUUCCAAAUUGCAGUUAAAUAUUCAUGA
Miscanthus lutarioriparius is the source of this 2880-nucleotide messenger RNA. The record is from the annotation of a GenBank genome assembly. Lineage: Eukaryota; Viridiplantae; Streptophyta; Magnoliopsida; Poales; Poaceae.